Messenger RNA from Aspergillus lentulus, 1143 nucleotides. Its product is annotated as isopenicillin N synthase family dioxygenase. Lineage: Eukaryota; Fungi; Ascomycota; Eurotiomycetes; Eurotiales; Aspergillaceae. The record is from RefSeq and is a predicted model, not a curated record.
AUGGAACCUGGCGGAGUUCAUGUGGACUGUCGCCAUUUUACCAACGUACCCAUACUGGACUAUGGCCAGACAACGCGACCGGACACUAGGCAGGAAUUUCUCGCCCAGCUCCGAGAUGCCUUGAUAAAUGUGGGGUUCAUGUAUCUCAAGAACCCUCCAGUACCAAUGACUGUGCAAGAGACGCUGGUCGAGAAGGCGAAGGAGAUGUUUGACUUGCCUCUGGAAAAGAAGGAGCAGCUCGCAAUGGUCAACAGCAAACAUUUCCUGGGAUAUACUCGUCUCGGGGAUGAGAGAACGACCGGCAAGACUGACCACCGCGAGUCAUUUGAUUUUAGCACUGAAUGCUUACCCCCGGGGCCCGAGGAGCCGCUAUAUCGUAACCUUCGUGGACCUAAUCAGUGGCCCAACGAAUCUGACGUCCCUGGUGGCCGAGACGCCAUUGAAACCUAUCUCAAUGCCAUUGGCCAUCUGGCGGAUGACUUCAAGAUCCUUAUCGCUGAAGCUCUAGAUAUGCCAUCCGCAAGCUUUCUGGGCUUUUUCGACAAUCUCGCCCAGAACAAACUUAAGCUCGUGAAAUACCCUCCUCCUGAGCCGUCUAUUUGCGAGAGCUCUGAAUCUACACGUCAGGGUGUUGGGAUCCAUAAAGACGCAAGCUUCUUGACCUUUCUGCUGCAGGGGACUUCCCAUUUAGGACUAGAGGUUCAGAACAAAGGCGGCACAUGGAUUCCUGUCCCCCCAAUCCCCGGCACGUUGGUGAUCAACAUCGGUCGAUCUCUCGAAGCCCUCACGGGCGGAGUGUGCACGGCCACCACUCAUCGCGUCAACCUGCGACCCGAGAAUUUCCUCGACUCCAUCACAAAGCAACCGCUCGGGCCCCGGUACUCCUUUCCAGUCUUCCAAGGCUUAGCGCUAGAUCUUACCCGAGACCAGAUGAAUCUGGACAUUCCACCGCAUAUCCGCGAAUUGGUUAAGGAUAUCCAGGUCAAGUCGGAUGCGGAGAAGUAUUUAAAUCAUAUUUUCCGGGGAUGUAUUGGGGAGGGCAGCUUCAUGGCGCGGCUAGCCGCCCAUCCAGAUGUCGGCCGUCGGUGGUACCCGGCUAUGCUGGAGCGAGUUUUGGAGGAUCAGAGAAGAAUUACCAACUGA